This is a messenger RNA of Galeopterus variegatus (Sunda flying lemur), 1152 nucleotides long. RefSeq lists its product as uncharacterized. NCBI's taxonomy places the organism in Eukaryota, Metazoa, Chordata, Mammalia, Dermoptera, Cynocephalidae. Gene Ontology annotation, molecular function: transmembrane signaling receptor activity. Gene Ontology annotation, cellular component: plasma membrane. The record is from RefSeq and is a predicted model, not a curated record.
AUGGCCCUGCAAGGCCAGAAGCUGUAUCUUUCCAGGGCCUUCCUGCUCCUGUGCCUCCCAGGCUAUUUCACGUUGAGCAUCCCCAGGGUGUUACAAGGUGCGGUGGGAGGGACGCUGUUGGUGACAUGCCGGUACAGUGCAGGAGAGGAAGGCCACAGGAAGUUCUGGUGCCGAGGGGCCAACUGGAAGGACUGUGUUCGGGUCAUUGAGACGACACAGGCAGAGAAGGAGGUGAGGCACGGCCGAGUGACCCUCAGAGACAGCCCCACAGAGCACCGUUUCCUCGUGACCGUGGAGAACGUGGAGAAGGGAGAUGCGGACACUUACUGGUGUGGGGUAGACAGGCCCACAAGUGGCCCCCAGGACCCGGUGGCAGACCUGGGUUUGCUGGGGAUAGCAGCCUGGGAGACAGGACCAGGUCUGCUCCUUUUCUCUCUUCCAGGUUGUCUGUCUCUGAUGGGCCCCAGUGCUGUGACUGGCACCAUGGGGGACUCUCUGAGUGUGCGGUGUCAGUAUGAGAAGGUGUACGGGUAUAACAAAUACUGGGACCACCCUGAUGACCUCACCUUCACUGUGACCAUGGAGAACCUCAAUGCAGAUGAUCAUGGAUCCUCGAUGAAUGAAAAAGAGGAGAAGAAGGGCAGCAUGACCAUCAGGGACCACCCUGAUGACCUCACCUUUACUGUGACCAUGGAGAACCUCAAUGCAGAUGAUGUGGGACCUUGCUGUUGCAAGAUUCAGACAGCAUGGAUCCUGGAUAAGUGGUCACAUGACCCCUCGUUCCUGGUGAGAGUGUCCCAGUGUAGCAGACUCCACUUCCUGUUCCUCCCGCUCCUGAAGUUGCCCUUGUUCCUGGGCAUGCUUGGCACUAUCUUCUGUGUGAACAGACCUCAGAGGGCUCCUGGGGGAGAUACAGUCUGCCUGACCAGGAGCCCUGCAGUAUCCCCUGCCUCCCCACCCUCAUGCCCACCNAAUGAAAAAGAGGAGAAGAAGGGCAGCAUGACCAUCAGGGACCACCCUGAUGACCUCACCUUCACUGUGACCAUGGAGAACCUCAAUGCAGAUGAUGUGGGACCUUGCUGUUGCAAGAUUCAGACAGCAUGGAUCCUCGAUGAGUGGUCACAUGACCCCUCGUUCCUGGUUGGGGAUUAG